Molecule: messenger RNA, 1781 nt
Organism: Melanotaenia boesemani (Boeseman's rainbowfish)
Lineage: Eukaryota; Metazoa; Chordata; Actinopteri; Atheriniformes; Melanotaeniidae
Gene: hacd2
Product: 3-hydroxyacyl-CoA dehydratase 2
Exons: 7
Coding region: 77-811 (244 amino acids)
Biological process (GO): very long-chain fatty acid biosynthetic process; sphingolipid biosynthetic process; fatty acid elongation
Cellular component (GO): endoplasmic reticulum membrane
Molecular function (GO): 3-hydroxyacyl-CoA dehydratase activity
Source: RefSeq, a predicted model, not a curated record
CCCCUGCUCGUUUCCUUACUCGGUGAACCAAACAGCCACCGUUGUUCGGGACCAAAGACCUUUAAGGGUUGGAGUCAUGUCGGCAGCUGCUCCAGGGACCAGCAAGGCGGGCCACAGCGAUGUGGGCCCGAAGAAGAAGAAAGGACCCGGUGCCCUAGCUACGGCCUACUUGGUCAUUUACAACGUUGUUAUGACAGCUGGGUGGCUGGUUAUAGCUGUGGGUCUGGUCCGAGCAUAUCUGGCAAGAGGAAGUUACCAUGGGCUGUAUUACUCCAUAGAGAAGCCCCUGAAGUUCUUUCAAACUGGAGCUAUUUUAGAGAUCCUGCACUGUGCUGUUGGAAUCGUACCAUCCUCCGUGGUCUUGACUGGAUUCCAGGUUAUGUCCCGGGUCUUCCUCACCUGGGCCGUCACUCACAGUGUUAGAGAGGUACAAAGUGAAGACAGUGUGCUGCUGUUUGUCACAGCCUGGACAAUCACAGAGAUCAUCCGCUACUCUUUCUACACUUUCAGCCUUCUCAAUCACUUACCAUACCUCAUCAAGUGGGCAAGGUACACCUUUUUCAUCGUGCUGUAUCCCAUGGGCGUGACGGGGGAACUGCUGACUAUCUAUGCAGCACUGCCAUAUGUGCAGAAGACCGGCUUGUACUCUGUCACCCUUCCCAACAAGUACAACUUCUCUUUUGACUACUACUCCUUCCUCAUCCUCGUCAUGAUCUCCUACAUUCCUCUCUUUCCCCAGCUUUACUUCCACAUGAUACGACAGAGGAAGAAGGUGCUGGGCCACGUAGAGGACUACAGCAAAGUGGAGUGAGCUCAGCACAACAACUUGAUUCAACCGCAAACCAAAACAUCCCACAAACGAGGAACAAAACAAUGUCUGCUUAUUAAAACACUACGCCCCACCAGUUGUCAGACUACCUGACCUGGCUGACGAUCCAAUUAUCAAGCAACAUUAACUUUUACAGUUGUUCACGUGGGUUGUACAGAAAUUCUGGAUGAGCUUUUUUUUUUAAAUUUAUGAACAAAUUGUGAUCGCUCUUGUUAAGUCAAGAAACUUGCAGCUCUAAAAAACAACAACUAAAAAAACUAGCUUGGAUACAGUUAGGUUUUUCCGUGUUGACCAGACCUCUGUCACAGCAAAUCUGAACCGAAUGAAACACUAAUAAAGCUGAUGAUGUUAGAUUAUACAGCACUAUAGAAAAGAAUAGAAAAAGUUCCUCGCCUCCCUGUGACUCGUCUUUUUAUCUCUUUUAAGAAGCAGGUUUGCUUUAGACUACUAUGAUAUAGAAAAUUAAUGUGAGGUCUAGCACUGAAAGUAGGUUUUCAUGUCUCGGUUGGUACAAACUGUGAUCCAUACUUCUGCUUUUUUUUGUUUCUUUAAUUUAUUCAACAGUUUGAUUACAUUCCACAUUUAAUUCAAUAAACAUUUUCCAUUCCAUACUUGCAUGCUCAGUUUCUUUCUCUUAGAUGUUGUUUAUUUGGUGUUUGCUUGGUUGUAGUUCUGACAUCUGUCUGCAUUGCUUUGCUAGUUAUUAUUUGUCAUGUUUAUUCUCUCCCAGCAAUGAUGGUGAGUUGUCGUUUCAUUGUCUCACAGUUUGUUCAGUUAGUUUACUCACAUGAGAUGAGCCACAUUUUAUUCUUCGCAACCCUCUAAGUGAGUCAACAUCCCUUUGAUCUUAAUGUUUUUUUAAUACGCUAAAUUUUUAAAAUUUUUUUAAGACCCCAAAGUUUUCAUCCCGUCUCAGCUUGAGUAAAGAAAAUGUGGGACUACUUAGCAAAAA